Messenger RNA from Plenodomus lingam JN3, 1248 nucleotides. It is a transcript of the gene ARG1, whose product is annotated as argininosuccinate synthetase. The record is from RefSeq and is a predicted model, not a curated record. Gene Ontology annotation, biological process: L-arginine biosynthetic process; urea cycle. NCBI's taxonomy places the organism in Eukaryota, Fungi, Ascomycota, Dothideomycetes, Pleosporales, Leptosphaeriaceae. Gene Ontology annotation, molecular function: argininosuccinate synthase activity; ATP binding. Gene Ontology annotation, cellular component: cytoplasm.
AUGUCAAAGGGACGCGUCUGUCUAGCAUAUUCUGGCGGCCUCGACACAUCCACCAUCCUCAAAUGGCUUAUUGAGGAGGGCUAUGAGGUUGUCUGCUUUCUGGCCAACGUUGGUCAGGAGGAGCCCUGGGACGAGGUGGAGAAGAAGGCGCUCAAGAUUGGCGCGCUGAAGAUGGUGAUUCUCGACCUGCAGCGGGAAUUCGUCGAAGAGCUCUGCUUCCGCGCGGUACAGUGCAACGCCUCGUACGAAGGCCGCUACCUGCUCGGCACCUCGCUGGCCAGGCCCGUCAUUGCCCGCGCCCAGAUCCGCGUCGCGCAACAAGAAGGCUGCGGCUUCGUCUCGCACGGCUGCACGGGCAAGGGCAACGACCAGGUUCGCUUUGAGCUCGCCUUCUACACCCUCCAGCCCUCGAUCAAGGUCAUUGCGCCCUGGCGGCUACCCGAGUUCUGCGACCGCUUCAAGGGCCGCCAGGAUUUGCUUGACUAUGCCGAAAAGCACAACAUCCCCGUCACAUCCACAAAGGCAAAGCCCUGGAGCAUGGACGCCAACUUGGCUCACUGCAGCUACGAAGCAGGCAUCCUCGAGGAUCCCAAUGUCUCGCCACCAGACGACAUGUGGACCAUGACCGACAGCCCGCUCAACGCUCCCAACGAGCCCGUCGACAUCACAGUGCACUUUGAAAAGGGCGUUCCCGUCAAGCUUACAACACCAGACAAGACCUAUACCGAUUCCGUCGAGCUAUUCACCGCGCUCAACAAGCUCGGAUUCAUCCACGGCAUUGGUCGGAUCGACAUUGUCGAGAACCGCUUCAUCGGCCUCAAGUCCCGCGGCUGCUAUGACUCCCCCGCCAUGACCAUUCUCCGCCUUGCACAUUUGGAUCUCGAGGGUCUAGUCAUGGACGCACAGGUCCGUAACUUGCGCGACCAAUUCGUCAGUCACAAUUGGAGCUACCAGUUGUACAAUGGCAUGUACUUCUCGCCUGAGCGUGAGUUCAUCGAGAACAGUCUCCUGUUUUCCCAGCGCAGGGUCAAUGGUGAGGUUAGGCUGAAGCUCUACAAGGGCAACGCCUACGUUCUCGGUCGUUCCAGUCAGACGGAGAAGCUGUACUCCGAGGAGGAGGCUUCCAUGGAUACCCUGGACAAUUUCAGCCCUAUGGAUACCACCGGCUUUAUUGCCAUCCAGAGUAUAAGGUUGAAAAAGUAUGGCCUCCAGAAAGCUGAGGAGGGUGCCAACAUGAGCCGUGCAUAG